UGAUGGAUGCAAGAGGUAUGUAGGUGGUUUGAUGAAAUGGAUGGUAACCUUCAAAACGACGACAUCAUUGGAUCAUUUGUUUUCUUCCAUAAAUUUUCUUUUCAAAAUUUUUUUUCAUUUAUUCAUUUUGUUUUUUUCAUAAUGGCUUUGUCAUUCUUUCGGUCACUUUUAUUCGAAUCGGUUUAUUUGUUCAAAUUUAAUAAUUCGUAAUGGAUCAUCAACGAUUGACUAUUGUGAUUCUAUUAUUAUUAGCAAAUCAUUAUCAUCAAACUAUUGCUCAAGAUACAAUUUUUGCUAAAGGUGGUACUUGUCUAUAUAAAAUUGGAAAACAAUGGCAAGAAUGUAUGGACAAACAAAGUGAACGAUUAACAUAUGAACGUGAUAAUCUUGAACCAGUAUAUACACGAGCUGCUUUAACCGAAUCGGUCAAUAGAAUUUCCUGUUGUGCUUAUUAUGAAUUUUUAGAUUGCAUUGAAUAUGCAGCUCGUCAACAUUGUCCAAAUGAAAAACAUGAUAUGAUUGCCUAUAGUCGUCAAUUAGGCUCGGCUGUUCCAUCCGAAAUCUGUCAUGAACAAUUUCCACGACAAAAUAUUGAAUGUAGUGGUCGCAUUCAACGAUAUUCGUCCGGCACAUCCUCGAUUUCUUAUUUGUUAUCAUUGUUGACAUCACUUCGAAUUUGUUUGGAACGAAUUUGGCCAGAUUUUCAACGAUGUCGUGAUCGACAACGUGAACAUCAUCAAUUUGGUCGUUUUUCAUCAGGUUUCUUUUUCACAUCAACUGAUGUUUAUCAGCCUAAAUACAAAGUAGAAUGUUGUUCGUAUUGGGAACUAUUGGAAUGUGUCCAUCGUGCAGCCAAAAUCUAUUGUACCGAUGAUGAUGUUGAUUUGAAAAAAUUAGAUCAAGCAUUGGAAACGUUCGGUUUGAAUGUACCGUUAUAUAUUUGUACUGAAGAAUAUCCAAAAGGUUCACUUCGUUGUAAAAUUCGUUCAUGGUUCAUCAUGACAAUCGUGAUGGAAUUAUCUAAUGAAAUCAAAAUAGUUUGGAAUUAUAUCGAAAAAAAUCAGGAUUCAUAUGUUCAAGCUUUAGCCGAUGCAAUCGCCAUUCCAAGUGUAUCAUCGCAAAAAGAAUAUCGUCCAGAAACAUUGAAUGUUGUAAAACAUUUUCAACAGUUGCUAGAAUCCAAAGGUGUAGAAUGUGAAUUACAUAUGAUUGGUGAUGAAACAUUUCCUGAUGGAACUCAACUACCAUUGCCACCUGUUCUCUGUGGUUAUAUUGGCAAUGAUAUCAAAAAGAAGACACUAUGUAUUUAUGGACAUCUUGACGUACAACCAGCUCUUUUACAAGAUGGUUGGAACACAGAACCAUUUAAAUUGGUCGAACAUGAUGGCAAAUUGUAUGGCCGUGGUGCUUCUGACGAUAAAGGCCCAGUGCUAGCUUGGAUCAAUAUGAUUGAUGCAUUUAGAAGCUGUUCGAUCCCCUUGCCAAUCAAUUUGAAAUUUAUUUUCGAAGCUAUGGAAGAAUCCGGAUCUGUAGGAUUACAUCAAUUGAUUUAUUCGCUAAAAGAUACCUUCCUGAAGGAUGUCGAUUAUUUCUGUAUAAGUGACAGUUAUUGGUUAGGCCAAUCUCGGCCUUGUCUUAGUUAUGGACUCCGAGGAAAUACCUAUUUCUAUUUGCAGGUUGAAUGUGCGAAAAAAGAUCUUCAUUCGGGAGUCUAUGGUGGUGCUGUUCAUGAGGCCAUGACUGAUUUAAUUCAUUUAAUGUCCAGAUUAACAGACGAAAGUGGUAAUAUUUUGAUACCUGGAGUCUUGGAAAAUGUCAAACCAUUUACAACUAAUGAACGUAUCGCAUUACAAUCAAUUGAUUUUGAUGAGAAGGCUUAUCGUGAUGAGAUUGGUACUAGCAGAUUACGGUUCAAUGAUAAGGUUAAUAUUCUUGCUCAUCGUUGGCGAUUUCCCUGUCUUUCUAUUCAUGGAAUCGAAGGCGCGUUUGCUGAUCCUGGUUCGAAAACCGUCAUACCUCAUAAAGUGAUUGGAAAAUUUUCAAUACGUUUAGUACCAAAUCAAGAUCCAGAUGAUAUUACAGUCAAAGUUACGAAUUAUUUGAACGAAGAGUUUAUGAAACUCAAUUCACCAAACAAAAUGUCAGUACAUAGACAAAAAUCCAGUCGACCAUGGAUCGCUGAUACGAAUAGUAAUAAUUUCAUAGCUGGUAAAUUGGCCAUCAAAAAUGUUUAUGGCAUACAACCGGAUAUGACUCGAGAAGGUGGAUCAAUACCGGUCACAUUGACUUUAGAAGAAGUGACGAAAAAAAGUGUCAUUCUUUUGCCAAUCGGUAGUGCCGAUGAUGGUGCACAUUCCCAAAAUGAAAAAAUCAAUCGAAAAAAUUAUAUUUAUGGCUCAAAAGUUUUUGCUGCUUACAUUCAUUUUUUAUCACUACUUUAAAAUAUUGAUUUAUUUUUAUUCAAAUUCAUC
Dermatophagoides pteronyssinus (European house dust mite) is the source of this 2471-nucleotide messenger RNA. Its product is annotated as cytosolic non-specific dipeptidase-like. Lineage: Eukaryota; Metazoa; Arthropoda; Arachnida; Sarcoptiformes; Pyroglyphidae. Gene Ontology annotation, molecular function: peptidase activity. The record is from RefSeq and is a predicted model, not a curated record. Gene Ontology annotation, biological process: proteolysis.